Bombus impatiens (common eastern bumble bee) is the source of this 3012-nucleotide messenger RNA. RefSeq lists its product as uncharacterized. Gene Ontology annotation, cellular component: extracellular region. The transcript is spliced from 7 exons. Lineage: Eukaryota; Metazoa; Arthropoda; Insecta; Hymenoptera; Apidae. The record is from RefSeq and is a predicted model, not a curated record. The coding region runs from base 741 to 1805 and encodes 354 amino acids. Gene Ontology annotation, molecular function: chitin binding.
CUCCUCUUUCCUUUAGUAAAAUAAAUUCCAACGAGAAACUAUCUAUUUACGAGGGCAACCAGCUAGUCGAUCGUCAUUGACCCAGGAUAUCGAUCACCGCAGCGUCGAUCAUCUCCGUUUCAGGCUAUUGAGCCCGUGAGUGUGAGAAAGAAGCGAAUUAGGAAGAAGAGAAAGAAGAGGAACAAGCUGCAGAACUAUUAUAGUCUAGCAGUGAAAGUACUUUGAACUCGAAUCACGUGCUUCAGUUCUCUCAGGUAUAUCAUCAGGUGAACUCUUACAAGCGAGUUCAGUAUCAUCUUCACAACCCUUCGAAUUCUUCGUUCAGCCUCUUCGUCUCUUCGUCGAUUGCUGCAGUGUACAUAUGAAAGUUGUGGUGUAUGCAUCGGUUCGACAAUUUAAUUCACAAAGUAUUGCACUUGAUCACAUAAUCACGAUAUCGUUUUUAGUUUUCGACAAACUGUUUUGUGUAUUACUACAUGUUGUUCUUCAUGGUGAAGUUUCCAAAGAUCAAACUAAAUAACCGGUAAAUGCACUUCCAAGAUUUUACCGACACUUUCUAUAUUUGACAAGAGGGUCCCGAGUAACGUGCGCUUUGUCCGAGACGUGCGCGUAAGACGAUUAUGGCGCAGAAGUUGGGAAUCGCAAUCCUAUGCAAAUGCAGAUUUAAUUUCAAAUCGAAGUAAAUGAAAUUGAAUCGAAUGUUUCUGAUUAUGUAAAAAAUCAACCAAUUUUCCAUUAGAAUGAAGACAAUAAUCGAGAAAGAAAAUUGGUUUCGUUUAAUACUUACUGCCACGUUUCUAAUGAUAUGCGUUGUUGCAGAAAAGCGGAAAAGACAAAUAUUUAGAGAACAAGUCUUACCAGCAUUAGGAGGUAAAAUUCCAGAAGAAGCUUUUAGGACUGAUCGUUUAGCCUUAAAUCGAUUAAACAAAGAAGGUAUUACAGUACCUGAUGGAGUGGUCUUGGAUGCCCGAGGUGUGCAUAAACAUACUCAGCAUGUUCAAGCGAUGCCAGAAGUAAUAAAGGUGUACCUGACACCGGAUGGACGAUACGUUCCACCCGAAGGCAGAUUUCAUUACAACCGUGCGAAAGCGAUUGACACAACUUACGUUAUUCGUACGCCAUACUCGCGAUUUAAUGGUCACGAGUACACGAACAAUCGCUUUAACAAGCAUCGGGAUUUUUCUAAAUCACAAACUUAUACGAGCUUCAGACAAUUUGUACCUAUAGUACCACCAUUGAAACCUGGAAUUUAUAAACCUAUCGUAACACCUUUGGUACUUCCUGCUGAUGCCAAUUUAUUAGAAGAAACUUUUGCACCAACUUGGAAUAUUCGCUACGAGUGGGAUUCUAUUUACCAACCAUUCGACGAUUAUAUUCUCAACAACAUAGCGCUUUUCAACUCUCACCAGAUCAUUGCUGAUUAUCAGGGAUUUUUGAAUAAGUUUCAUGAGCGAUCUUCGAGACACGCCGGAUCUCAUCCUGCAAAUAGAAACCAAAACUUUUCUCCUCGUAUUCGAAAGCAGCAAUUGCAAAACAUCGAAAUAAAUCCGAAAGCGACAUCGUACCAAAAUGUCAAACUGAACACUGACGAUACAGUUUCUCGCUACACGAAUCUUACCAAAAUUCCAGAAACUGGUUUCACGUGCAGUGGUAGGAGAGGCAUGUUUGCCGAUGUUGAAACUAAGUGUCAAGUUUUCCACAACUGCUCUGGUUGGUCGAAAACUUCCUCGCUUUGUCCAUCGGGAACAGCAUUUAGUAACGUAAAGAAACGUUGUGAAUGGUGGAAUACAGUAGAGUGUAAAUAAUUCAUUUAAUUCUAUCGAAAUUUCAAUAAUAUUAGAAUAGUAAUAUAGAUAUAAAUGAAUUAAAAGUAAUGAUAACUUAGAUAUCCAUUAUAAAUCGUUAUAAUUAGACUGUGGAUUUUUACGCAUUUAUGAGAAAUUUAAGAGGCGCCGGAAUGCACAGAAUGCGCGUAAUACGCAAAAAUAUGUGAAACGUCCAAAAUAUAGCACUUACUAUAAUACCUAGUAGCUGAAACAAAUUUCGGCUUUCCAGGUCCCAUUUCUUUAACGGCUUUCAUAAAAAUAUAUAUUUGCAUAAAUAUCCGCAGUCCGGUUAUGAUUAAUAUGCGAAACUAAUACGAUGAAGAAAAUGUAGAUAUACCAUCUCUAUUACGAACGUCCAAAUUAUGUUCACUGUUACAUAGAAUGAGGAAAUAUAAGAACAGUUUAAGAAUGUACAUGUUACGGUAAACGAAAAGUUCUUUUAAAAUCAUCUUCAAAGUCUUCUCGAUGUUACCGACAAUUCUUUACAUGUAUAUUACCAUUCACUCUUUUAAAAUACAGUGUCCUGAUCGACGUCAAAACGAGUUUAAUGAUCUGCAACCUACGAUAUCACGAUAUGAAAAUAAUAGUGUAAGAUGCGCAAAAAGAUAUGUAUAGUUUAGAACACAGCAAGAUCAAUUCAAGCUGAAUCAUCGUACUGCUCAGAGCAGUCAUUCGUAUCAUAUUCUGUACUUGUCUUUUCGUUUAUAUUUUGUAUUAUUUUUCGAAAACUUUAAUAUCGAAUGUGGCGAAACGUUAACCGAGAGUGAAAUAAAAACAAUUGUAAUAUUAAAGAUAGGAAAGUGUAUCUUUUAAAAAAUUUUACGCGUUUCACAUAAUUAUAGGAAAAUAAUUUACAGUCUACUAAAAAUCUUGGAAACGUAUGUAUGGUGUAACAAAGAACACUAAACCGAUAAUUACUCGUAAAGGACCUAAAGCGAUAAUUAUUCGUGACAAAUUUUGGAAGAUGUCUCGUACUUCACCGUUUUCUCGUUUGCAUUAGAAAAAUCUGUAUAGUAAAAUACAAGAAAACGUUGCAUAGCCAUACUAAUUACAUUUAUGAGAAACAUUUUUCUACUGAAAGCUGUAAAUCAUGCAGCAGAGAUUUAGUAAUUCUUUGUACAACUGGCACGCUUUAAAUUAUAUUUAGAAUAUAGAUUAGAAAUUUUAAUACACGACGAUUCUCAUA